UGCUUCCUUUCGUUCCCCAGCGACUAACCAGUGGUUCAUCCCAGCCGUGAGAGGGGACAUUCCCCCCGGGUGUGCAGCCUAUGGCUUCGUGUGUGAUGGGACUCGCCUGCUGGUGUUUGGUGGGAUGGUGGAGUAUGGGAAAUAUAGCAAUGACCUCUAUGAGCUUCAGGCAAGCCGGUGGGAAUGGAAGAGACUCAAAGCAAAGACGCCCAAAAACGGACCCCCUCCGUGUCCUCGGCUUGGGCACAGCUUCUCCCUUGUGGGCAACAAGUGCUACCUGUUUGGGGGUCUGGCCAACGAUAGUGAGGACCCCAAGAACAACAUUCCGAGGUACCUGAAUGACUUAUACAUCCUGGAAUUGCGGCCAGGCUCCGGAGUGGUAGCCUGGGACAUCCCCAUCACUUACGGCGUCCUGCCUCCACCCCGGGAGUCACAUACUGCUGUGGUCUACACUGAGAAAGACAAUAAGAAGUCCAAGCUGGUGAUCUAUGGAGGGAUGAGUGGCUGCAGACUGGGGGACCUCUGGACCCUGGACAUUGAGACUCUGACGUGGAAUAAGCCCAGUCUCAGCGGGGUGGCACCUCUUCCUCGAAGCCUUCACUCAGCCACAACCAUAGGAAACAAAAUGUACGUGUUUGGUGGCUGGGUGCCUCUCGUCAUGGAUGACGUCAAAGUGGCCACACACGAGAAGGAGUGGAAGUGUACCAACACACUGGCUUGUCUCAACCUGGAUACCAUGGCCUGGGAGACCAUCCUGAUGGACACGCUGGAGGACAAUAUUCCUCGGGCCCGAGCUGGCCACUGUGCUGUAGCCAUCAAUACCCGCCUGUACAUAUGGAGUGGGCGCGACGGCUACCGAAAGGCCUGGAACAACCAGGUCUGCUGCAAGGACCUCUGGUACCUGGAGACAGAAAAGCCACCGCCCCCGGCCCGGGUACAGCUGGUACGAGCCAACACCAACUCCCUGGAGGUGAGCUGGGGGGCAGUGGCGACAGCCGACAGUUACCUUCUGCAGCUCCAGAAAUAUGACAUUCCUGCCACGGCUGCUACUGCCACCUCCCCCACACCCAAUCCAGUCCCGUCUGUGCCUGCCAACCCUCCCAAGAGCCCUGCCCCAGCAGCAGCCGCACCUGCCGUGCAGCCGCUGACCCAAGUAGGCAUCACGCUCCUGCCCCAGGCUGCCGCCGCGCCCCCGACCACCACCACCAUCCAGGUCUUGCCGACAGUGCCUGGCAGCUCGAUUUCCGUGCCCACUGCAGCCAGGACUCAAGGUGUUCCCGCUGUUCUGAAAGUCACCGGUCCUCAGGCAACAACAGGAACCCCAUUGGUCACCAUGCGACCUGCCAGCCAGGCUGGGAAAGCCCCCGUCACCGUGACCUCCCUUCCUGCAGGCGUGCGAAUGGUUGUGCCAACGCAGAGUGCCCAGGGGACGGUGAUCGGCAGCAGCCCACAGAUGAGCGGUAUGGCUGCGCUGGCGGCCGCGGCCGCUGCCACACAGAAGAUCCCUCCUUCCUCGGCGCCCACGGUGCUGAGUGUCCCGGCGGGCACCACCAUCGUCAAAACCGUGGCUGUGACGCCUGGCACCACCACCCUCCCGGCUACCGUAAAGGUGGCCUCCUCGCCAGUCAUGGUGAGCAACCCAGCCACUCGAAUGCUGAAGACUGCAGCUGCCCAGGUGGGGACGUCAGUCUCCUCUGCUGCCAACACAUCCACCCGCCCCAUCAUCACAGUGCACAAGUCAGGGACUGUGACAGUGGCCCAGCAAGCCCAGGUGGUGACCACAGUGGUGGGUGGAGUCACCAAGACCAUCACCCUGGUGAAGAGCCCCAUCUCUGUCCCAGGAGGCAGUGCUCUGAUUUCCAACCUGGGCAAAGUGAUGUCAGUGGUUCAGACCAAACCGGUUCAGACUUCGGCAGUCACGGGCCAGGCAUCUACGGGCCCAGUGACUCAGAUCAUCCAGACCAAAGGGCCCCUGCCGGCCGGGACCAUCCUGAAGCUAGUGACCUCCGCAGAUGGCAAGCCCACCACCAUCAUCACUACCACGCAGGCCAGCGGGGCUGGGACUAAGCCCACCAUCCUGGGCAUCAGCAGCGUGUCCCCGAGCACCACCAAGCCUGGCACGACCACCAUCAUCAAGACCAUCCCCAUGUCGGCCAUCAUCACGCAGGCUGGUGCCACAGGCGUGACCAGCAGUCCUGGCAUCAAGUCCCCCAUCACCAUCAUCACCACCAAAGUGAUGACUUCGGGAACAGGAGCACCUGCCAAAAUCAUCACAGCUGUCCCUAAAAUCGCCACUGGCCACGGGCAGCAAGGAGUGACUCAGGUGGUGCUAAAGGGGGCCCCUGGACAGCCGGGCACCAUCCUCCGUACCGUGCCCAUGGGGGGUGUCCGCCUGGUCACUCCUGUCACUGUCUCUGCCGUCAAGCCAGCUGUCACCACGUUGGUUGUGAAGGGCACCACAGGCGUCACAACCCUCGGCACAGUGACAGGCACCGUUUCCACCAGCCUUGCCGGAGCUGGGGGCCACAGUACCAGCGCCUCCCUGGCCACACCCAUCACCACCUUGGGCACCAUCGCCACCCUCUCUAGCCAGGUGAUCAACCCCACUGCCAUCACCGUGUCAGCUGCACAGACCACGCUGACGGCGGCCGGCGGGCUCACCACCCCCACCAUCACCAUGCAGCCUGUCUCCCAGCCUACCCAGGUGACUCUCAUCACGGCACCCAGUGGCGUCGAGGCCCAGCCUGUGCAUGACCUCCCCGUGUCCAUUCUGGCCUCGCCUACUACAGAGCAGCCCACGGCCACGGUCACCAUUGCUGACUCGGGCCAGGGGGAGGUGCAGCCAGGCACCGUGACGCUGGUCUGCUCCAACCCGCCCUGCGAGACGCACGAGACGGGCACCACCAACACGGCCACCACCACCGUCGUGGCUAACCUCGGGGGGCAGCCCCAGCCCGCGCAAGUGCAGUUCGUCUGUGACAAGCAGGAGGCCGCUGCUUCUCUCGUGACCCCAGCCGUAGGGCAGCAGAACGGCGGCGUGGUGCGCGUCUGCUCCAACCCGCCCUGCGAGACCCACGAGACGGGCACCACGCACACGGCCACCACCGCCACGGCCAACAUGGCUGGGCAGCACGCGUGCUCCAACCCGCCCUGCGAGACGCACGAGACGGGCACCACCAGCACCGCCACCCUGGCUCCCGUGAGCGGCCAGGUCAGAGCCGGCGUCCUCGGAGGCAAGGAUGGCCCCGUGGCCGGCCUGAGCCCGCUGCUGGCUGCGGGGCGCCAGCUGGAGGCCCACCACACGCACACAACCAACACCCCCACCGUGGUCCGCUCCGCCAUGGGCGCCGGGGCGCCCGCGUACGAGAGCUCGCCGGGCGCCGCCGUGACUGUGACGGCCCUGGAAGCGCUGCUGUGCCCCUCGGCCCCC
Messenger RNA from Leptonychotes weddellii (Weddell seal), 3430 nucleotides. The record is from RefSeq and is a predicted model, not a curated record. Lineage: Eukaryota; Metazoa; Chordata; Mammalia; Carnivora; Phocidae.